Messenger RNA from Drosophila takahashii, 4994 nucleotides. RefSeq names its product topoisomerase 2 (gene Top2). Gene Ontology annotation, cellular component: nucleus. Gene Ontology annotation, biological process: sister chromatid segregation; resolution of meiotic recombination intermediates; DNA topological change. The record is from RefSeq and is a predicted model, not a curated record. NCBI's taxonomy places the organism in Eukaryota, Metazoa, Arthropoda, Insecta, Diptera, Drosophilidae. Gene Ontology annotation, molecular function: DNA binding; ATP binding; DNA topoisomerase type II (double strand cut, ATP-hydrolyzing) activity.
GGCUACAUUGCUAUCUCUAUUUUGUUGUCGUUGUGAAAAGUUGGUAAUUGUGCGUAUAUUACUACUUACCGCGAUCUGUGCAAGUUUUCCCGAAAGGCCUUCGACGCGAGGACGCACGUACACUCCGAAAAUUGUAGUGCGUCGCCUCGUUUUUUGCCUGCGACAACAAGUUGAGUCGCGCUUCGAUUGCAGGCGGCUGCUGAAGAAAUCGCAAAAUACUCAGCAAUUUUUUAACCAGAUCCAGCUAAAGCACAGCGGCAGUAGCAUCAUGGAGAACGGAAGCAAAGGCGCCAUGUCCAUCGAACAGAUGUACCAGAAGAAGUCGCAGCUGGAGCACAUCCUGCUGCGCCCGGACUCGUACAUCGGGUCCGUGGAGUUCACCAAGGAGCUGAUGUGGGUGUACGACAGCUCGCAGAAUCGAAUGGUUCAGCGGGAGAUCGCUUUUGUGCCCGGCCUGUACAAGAUCUUCGACGAGAUCCUCGUGAAUGCGGCCGACAACAAGCAGCGCGACAAGAGCAUGAACACCAUCAAGAUCGACAUCGAUCCGGAGCGGAAUGUGGUGUCCGUGUGGAACAACGGCCAGGGUAUUCCGGUGACCAUGCACAAGGAGCAGAAGAUGUACGUGCCCACGAUGAUCUUCGGUCACCUGCUGACCUCCUCGAACUACAACGAUGACGAGAAGAAGGUCACCGGCGGCAGGAACGGCUACGGAGCGAAACUCUGCAACAUAUUCUCCACCAGCUUCACCGUGGAGACGGCCACGAAGGAGUACAGGAAGAGCUUCAAGCAGACCUGGGGCAACAACAUGGGCAAGGCCUCGGAUGUGCAGAUCAAGGACUUUAGUGGCACCGACUACACUCGCAUCACAUUCAGUCCCGAUCUGGCCAAGUUCAAGAUGGAAACGCUCGACGCAGACAUUGUGGCUCUGAUGUCCCGACGUGCCUACGAUGUGGCCGCCUCGUCCAAGGGCGUUUCCGUCUUCCUCAACGGCAACAAGCUGGCCGUGCGCAACUUCAAGGACUACAUCGACCUACACAUCAAGAGCACGGACGAAGACUCCGGUCCGCCCAUUAAGAUCGUUCACGAGGUGGCCAACGAGCGCUGGGAGGUGGCCUGCUGUCCCUCGGACCGCGGCUUCCAGCAGGUCUCGUUCGUCAACUCGAUAGCCACCUACAAGGGUGGUCGGCAUGUGGACCAUGUGGUGGACAAUCUCAUCAAGCAGCUGCUCGAGGUGCUGAAGAAGAAGAACAAGGGCGGCAUCAACAUCAAGCCCUUCCAGGUGCGCAAUCAUCUGUGGGUUUUCGUCAAUUGUCUGAUUGAGAACCCCACAUUCGACUCGCAAACCAAGGAGAACAUGACGCUGCAACAGAAGGGCUUCGGCUCCAAGUGCACCCUGUCCGAUAAGUUCAUCAACAACAUGUCCAAGUCGGGCAUUGUGGAAUCCGUGCUGGCGUGGGCCAAGUUCAAGGCCCAGAACGACAUUGCCAAGACGGGCGGUCGCAAGUCGAGCAAAAUAAAGGGCAUUCCCAAGCUGGAGGAUGCUAACGAGGCGGGGGGCAAAAAUUCUAUUAACUGCACCCUCAUCCUCACCGAGGGAGACUCAGCCAAAUCCUUGGCUGUUUCCGGUCUGGGCGUCAUUGGCCGCAAUUUCUACGGAGUCUUCCCGCUUAGGGGAAAACUUCUCAACGUGCGAGAGGCUAAUUUCAAGCAGCUGUCCGAGAAUGCCGAGAUCAACAACUUGUGCAAGAUCAUCGGUUUGCAGUACAAAAAGAAGUAUCUCACCGAAGAUGAUCUAAAGACGCUGCGCUACGGCAAGGUGAUGAUCAUGACAGAUCAGGAUCAGGACGGCUCGCACAUCAAGGGUCUGCUGAUCAACUUUAUCCACACCAAUUGGCCGGAGCUGCUGCGUCUGCCCUUUCUGGAGGAAUUUAUUACCCCAAUUGUGAAGGCAACGAAGAAGAACGAGGAGCUCUCGUUCUACUCACUGCCCGAGUUUGAGGAGUGGAAGAACGAUACGGCCAACCACCACACGUACAAUAUCAAGUACUAUAAGGGUCUGGGUACUUCGACCUCCAAGGAGGCGAAGGAGUACUUCCAGGACAUGGAGCGCCAUCGCAUCCUGUUCAAGUACGAUGGCUCGGUGGAUGAUGAGAGCAUUGUAAUGGCCUUCUCCAAGAAGCACAUUGAGUCGCGGAAGGUGUGGCUGACCAACCACAUGGACGAGGUGAAGCGGCGCAAGGAGCUGGGAUUGCCGGAGCGCUAUCUCUACACCAAGGGCACCAAGUACGUCUCCUAUGCGGACUUUAUCAACCUGGAGUUGGUACUGUUCUCCAAUGCGGACAACGAGCGCUCCAUUCCCAGUCUGGUGGACGGUUUGAAGCCGGGUCAGCGCAAGGUGAUGUUCACCUGCUUCAAGAGGAACGACAAGCGAGAGGUGAAGGUGGCCCAGCUGUCGGGUUCGGUGGCCGAGAUGUCGGCCUAUCACCACGGUGAGGUUUCGCUGCAGAUGACCAUCGUUAAUCUGGCCCAGAACUUUGUGGGCGCCAACAAUAUUAAUCUGCUGGAGCCGCGCGGUCAGUUCGGUACUCGCUUGACGGGUGGCAAAGAUUCCGCCAGCGCUCGUUACAUUUUUACUUUGAUGUCUCCCCUAACGCGACUCAUCUUUCAUCCCCUGGACGAUCCGCUGCUGGACUACCAGGUGGAUGAUGGCCAGAAGAUCGAGCCUCUGUGGUACCUGCCCAUCAUACCGAUGGUGCUGAUCAACGGAGCCGAGGGCAUCGGAACCGGCUGGUCCACGAAGAUAGCGAAUCACAAUCCCCGCGAGAUAAUGCGCAACUUGAAGAAGAUGAUCAACGGCGAAGAGCCGGUGGCGAUGCAUCCGUGGUACAAGAAUUUCAAUGGACGCAUGGAGUACGUAUCGGAUGGCCGGUAUGUGCAGACGGGAAACAUCCAAAUACUGCCCAGCAACAAGGUGGAAAUCACCGAACUGCCUGUGGGCGUCUGGACGCAGAACUACAAGGAGAACGUGCUGGAGCCGCUGGCGAGUGGCACCGAAAAGGUCAAGGCAAUUGUAUCCGAUUACAGGGAGUACCAUACGGACACCACCGUGCGCUUCGUAAUUACCUUUGCGCCAGGGGAAUUUGAACGAAUUCAAGCCGAGGAGGGUGGUUUCUAUCGGGUGUUCAAACUCACAACGACGCUCUCCACCAACCAAAUGCACGCUUUCGAUCAGAACAACUGCCUGCGACGAUUCCCCACCUCGAUCGACAUCCUCAAGGAGUUCUUCACGCUGCGCCGUGAAUACUACGCCCGCCGCAAGGACUUCUUGGUGGGCCAGCUGACGGCGCAGGCGGAUCGGCUCAGUGACCAGGCGCGCUUUAUUCUCGAGAAGUGCGAGAAGAAGCUGGUGGUGGAGAACAAGCAGCGAAAGGCCAUGUGCGAUGAGCUGGUGAAGCGUGGCUACCGUCCCGAUCCCGUCAAGGAGUGGCAGCGUCGCAUCAAGAUGGAGGAUGCCGAGCCGGCCAACGAGGAGGACGACGAAGAGGAGGAGGCAGCAGCUCCCAGCAGCAGUUCAAAGGUCAAGAAGGAGAAGGAAGUCGAUCCGGAAAAGGCCUUCAAGAAGCUCACCGAUGUCAAGAAGUUCGACUACCUGCUGGGCAUGUCCAUGUGGAUGCUGACGGAGGAGAAAAAGAACGAGCUGCUCAAACAGCGCGACGCCAAGCUGGCCGAACUCGAGAAUCUGCGCAAGAAAACGCCGGAGCUGCUCUGGCUGGACGAUUUGGAUGCUCUUGAAGCGAAGCUCAAUGAGGUGGAAGAGAAGGAGCGCCUCGAGGAGCAGGGCAUCAAUCUGAAGACUGCCAAGGCGAUGAAGGGUCAGAAGGCAGCUGCCGGCAAGGGCAGGAAGGCUAAGGCAACUGGAACCGCUGCGGGCACAGGAGACAUAUAUCCCGAUCCCGAGGGAGAGCCUGUGGAAUUCAAGGUGACCGAGGAUAUAGUCAAGAAAAUGGCCCUGGCUGCUAAGGCGGCCCAGAAAGAGCCAAAGAAACCAAAGGAACCUAAAGAACCCAAGGAGGCCAAGGUGAAGAAGGAGCCCAAGGGCAAGCAGGUCAAGGCCGAUCCCGAUGCCAGCGGCGGCGAGGAGGUGGACGAGUUUGAUGCCAUGGUCGAGGGCGGCACGAAAGCCUCGCCCAAGGCCAAAAAGGCGGCUGUCAAGAAGGAGCCGGCUGAGAAGAAGCCGCGUCAAAAGAAGGAGAACGGCGGCGGGCUCAAGCAGAGCAAAAUAGAUUUCAGCAAAGCCAAGUCCAAAAAGAGCGACGACGAUUCAGUGGAAGAGGUAACUCCUCGGGCAGAUCGGCCUGGUCGUCGGCAGGCCAGCAAGAAGAUAGACUACAGCUCUCUGUUCUCCGACGAGGAGGAGGGCGGUGGCAACGUGGGAUCCGAUGAUGCUGCCAGUGCCAGUGAUGGCGAUACGCCCAAGCGUCCAGCCAAGCGUAGUCGAGAGGAGGAUAACAGCGGAGGAGGAGCCAAGAAGAAGGCACCGCCGAAGAAGCGGCGCGCCGUCAUCGAAAGCGAUGAUGAUGAAGUUGAAUUCGAUGAUGAUGGGGAUGAUUCUGAUUUCGAGUGUUAGGCCAAAAAGGUAUUGGUACGAGUAUUUAGCAAGCAAAUCGACGAUUGGAAUCAGAAUUAUUCGCAUCGAGAAUCUCGAGGAGGCGCCUUCAUAUAGGAACUUACUCGCUACGAUUGUUUAUAAUUUCAUAGCCCUUCAAUGUUCUCCUCGGAGUUCACGUCAGUGUUUUAUUUUCCGUGUUUCAAUUUUACUUUAGCUAACAACUUCGCUACAUUCGUUUACUCUAGCUGAUUCUGUGCCCCAGAACAGCAAGUUAAGCCAAGAAGAGGAAUUCACAAACAUAAUAUCGAUGUAUUAACAUGUUUUAUAAACAUAGUUUGUAGUCUCAUAAAAGUUUUCUUCAUGUAAAUAAAUCAAUUUUACCUAA